AUGUUCCUCUAUCCCCUCCUUGCCAGCGGCAUGUUGGCUGGCGCCGGCCACGCCGCACUCCUCCCCCGCGCAGCCUCUAUAACCAUCACCAGCGCCAGCGUUACAACGACAGCAACCGCCGCACCGGCCCCAACGCAGCCAGGCCUAGUCUCCUCCUGCACCAACUUCUACAAAGUGCAAUCCGGCGAUGGCUGCUAUGCAAUCGCCGAGGCGGCCGGUAUCCCAUUGACCCAGUUCUAUGACUGGAACCCGGCUGUUCAGGACACAUGCCUGGGCCUCAUGGCGGACUAUUACGUCUGCGUUGGCGUAUCGGGAUCAGGCUCUGCAACCACCACCCUGCCUUCGGCGACCACUACCGCUGUUCCGUCGCCGGUGCAGGAUGGGAUUUCCAAGGACUGCACGAAGUACCAUGAAGUCGUCAGCGGCGACACCUGCUCAGCCCUCGCAGUCAGCAACGGAAUCACCCUGGACGCGUUCUACAGCUGGAACCCAGCCGUCGGCACAUCCUGCAGCGGGCUCUGGCUGGGCUACUACGUGUGCGUCGGAUCAUCCACAUCCGCCUCCGCCACAAGCACACCCCCAACAACAACGACCAGCCCAGCCUCCAUCGUCACCGCAACAGGCACAACCCCACCCCCCUCCCCAACGCAAGCCGGCAUAUCCCCAGAUUGCAUAACCUACUACCUUGCACAACCCGGCGACACGUGCUUCUCGAUCGUGCACGCCAACGCCUUCACAUACCUCAACCACAACGAGACUUUGUUCGCAGACUGGAACCCAGCGGUCGGGGGGUACGACUCCUGCAGCGGCAUCUGGGCGGGAUACUACUACUGCGUUGCGACAAGCGAGUUCCACCCGCGGCUCGAGAGCGUGAGUCCGUGCAUGAAGUGGAUGGAGCUGAGCCCGCUGAUGUCGUGCGAGACGAUGCUGCAGGAGGGCGUUGGGGGGAUGAGUGAGGAGGAGCUUAGUGAGUGGAAUCCUGGGCUCAAUUGUCAGAAUCUCCAUGAGGCCGAUGGGGAGUUUAUUUGUAUUAAUAAGGAGAGGGGGUAUUUGGUUUAG
Messenger RNA from Aspergillus mulundensis, 1059 nucleotides. Its product is annotated as LysM peptidoglycan-binding domain-containing protein. Bases 1 to 1059 code for a protein of 352 amino acids. The record is from RefSeq and is a predicted model, not a curated record. The transcript has 4 exons. NCBI's taxonomy places the organism in Eukaryota, Fungi, Ascomycota, Eurotiomycetes, Eurotiales, Aspergillaceae.